Molecule: messenger RNA, 1266 nt
Organism: Scleropages formosus (Asian bonytongue)
Lineage: Eukaryota; Metazoa; Chordata; Actinopteri; Osteoglossiformes; Osteoglossidae
Product: deleted in malignant brain tumors 1 protein-like
Exons: 7
Coding region: 1-1266 (421 amino acids)
Source: RefSeq, a predicted model, not a curated record
AUGGAGAGGAAUGCAGAGUCAGCGUCAUCCUGUGGAGGGUACCUUAGCGACUCUGGAUCGAUCUACAGCCCAGGUUUCCCAUACUACUACCCUGACAAUUCCUACUGCGUGUGGUACCUUAGUGUUCCAUCUGGGCAAAGAGUCAUCCUGACAUUCCAUGAGAUUAACCUGGAAACCUGCUGCAACUGUGACUACAUUGCCGUGCACGAUGGGUACUCAACCAGCUCCCCUCUUCUCGGGAGGGUCUGCCAGAACUCAGAGAUGAGGAACUUCCAUUCCUCCUCCAGAUACAUGACCAUUGUCUUCAGGUCUGACUACUCAAUAGCAGCCACAGGCUUCUACGCCACUUUCACCACUUCUCUUUCUGAAUCCUCAGGGCGAGUGGAUUGUUCUUCAGACAACAUGAACAUAGUCAUCUCUUCCUCAUUCCUUAACUCAGUGGGCUACAGCGGCUACGACCUAUACUUGAAUGAUCAGAGGUGCAGACCACAAGUUUCCUCCUACCAGGUGGUCUUCAACUUCCCACUGAACACGUGCGGUACCCUGAGAGAGUUCAGCAAUGGAAGGGUGGUGUACAGCAAUGAUGUACGGGCAUACUACUCCAGUGGAGGUGAGAUCACACGCCAGUCCAACUUCCAGCUGCAUGUUGGCUGCUACAUGGACCAGGAUGCCACGGCACAGAUCAUGUACCAGGCCAAGGAGGACAUAAACAGCACCAUCACUGGAACAGGCCGUUUCAAUGCCACCAUGAAUUUCUACACCUCUUCUAGCUUUAUCACCCCGGUGUACAGCUCCCCAUACAUAGUGACCCUCAACCAGGACCUGUACGUGCAGGUGAAGCUGCUCAGGAAUGACAGCAGCCUGGUGCUGUCUGUGGACACCUGUGUGGCCUCACCUUCACCCCAUGACUUUUCAACCCGCUCUUACGACCUGAUCCGCAAUGGCUGUGUGAUAGACAGGACCUACUACAGUUUCACAUACGGCAACAGGAACGUGGCACAAUUUAAGUUCCGGGCCUUCAAGUUCCUGCGCAGCCACCCCAUGGUGUACCUGCAGUGUAAAGUGAAUGUAUGCAAAGCCCAUGAGAGCAACUCGGUCUGCACCCAGCCUUGCCGCUCCCGGAAGACCCGAUCGCUAAAAUCGACUUAUGAGGAUGCCACUCUGGUGCUGGGACCCAUCCAGCUCAAAGGCAGUGAAAAAAACAAGGAGAAGACCCCUGAGAAGGACAUUGCCGAGGCGAAGGACAUUGCCGAGGCAAAGGACUGA